Molecule: messenger RNA, 2085 nt
Organism: Olea europaea var. sylvestris
Lineage: Eukaryota; Viridiplantae; Streptophyta; Magnoliopsida; Lamiales; Oleaceae
Product: protein BASIC PENTACYSTEINE2-like
Exons: 1
Coding region: 842-1759 (305 amino acids)
Biological process (GO): response to ethylene
Cellular component (GO): nucleus
Molecular function (GO): DNA-binding transcription factor activity; sequence-specific DNA binding
Source: RefSeq, a predicted model, not a curated record
ACUCACUUUUAAAUUUUAAGCGUCUCCCCGUCCCCUCGGUUUUCCUCUCUCCUCCUCACACACAUUCUCUCUCCUAUCUCAUCAGAAGGGGAAAAAACCCUAAAAGGCCUGUUUACCCCCAGGAGUAAGUUCUCUCUCAUAGACGUACAAUAUUUUAUAUGUGCUUCUCUUUCUCCUCUCUCUUUCUUCCAGUAUUCUAGUAUUUAUAUUCCCUUUAGUGUAUUUAUUUAUUUAUUUAUUUUUUUGCAUUGAUUUAUUUUGUGAUUUAAUGCUUCAGUUAUGAUGCCUGCGGAUCUGUUUUAUUUUCAUCAUUUUGGUUCAGAUCUAUAUUAGAACUGGUGAAGAUUGAAUUUUUACAUUGGAAUCUUCAUUUCUGAGUAUUUUGAGAUAAAAAGUAUUUAUUUUGAUUAUUUUCACUGGUUUUUCGUGAUUGUUGUGGAUCUGUUUGAUUAUCCUUUGAUUUGUUGGAUUAUCAUCUUGAACUUGCGUUAAAUCACCCUCUUGUAAAUUUUCUUAUUGUUUUAAAUCACAUUGAUGUUUCAGUUUGUGGAUGUUUUGUCGGUGGUUAUAAUCUCAGGCUUGUCAGUUUUGAGGAUUAUUAUCCGAUUUGCUAUGUGAAUUAUCUGAGUCGUUCUGGAGAUUCGCUUGAAAUUGUGGGUUCUUGGUUGCUUUACUCUAGUUGUUUGAUCAGUUUUUCAGAAUUUGGGUCUCUUGGUGCUUUGAUCUACUUGAAUUCUAUUCUUUGGCUGAUUGUUCAUGCUCCAUUGUUUCGUUGCUUUGGUAGCUUACUCAUGCUGAUUGAAAUGCUUAUAUUUUUAUCUGGAAUUAGGUCGAAGAUUUAAUGAAUGUUUUCUAUGCUUGUUCUGUAUUUUUUGUUUUUGUUUUUUUGGAUCUACAGUUUUUUAUGGACGACGACGCAUUAAGCAUGAGGAAUUGGGGUUAUUAUGAGCCACCUCCGCUUAGAGGGCAUCUUGGUCUUCAGCUGAUGCCGUCUGUAACAGAGCGAGACACUAAAUCCUUCCUCUCUGGAUGCAGUAAUCCUGUUAUGGUUGCUGCCAAUGGGGCCUUCCGUCCCCGGGAUUGUGUGGUUACUGAACCACCAGUCACACAAAUGGACUAUGUCAGAGAUAGUUGGAUAAAUCACAGAGAUAAAUUCUUGCAUAUGUUUCCUGGGAACCCUUACAAUCCGGUUCUUGCAGAACCAUCUGGAAGUCAUAGUUCUAUGCAGAUUUUAAACCAACCUGAUACAACUGAUGAUACCAAGGUGACGGUUGAAGAGCCAAGUAUUGAAACUGAAGUUGUCCCUGCCAAAAAGAGGUCAGCUGCUGCAGUUUUAAAGCCUUCAAAAUCAAAGAAGUCCAGAAAAGUUGUAUCUGUGCCAAAGGAAAAUGGUAAUUCCUCUGUUAACCGUGCAAAAACAAUAAAGAAGAAUAUAGAUUUUGUAAUAAAUGGAAUUGAUAUGGAUAUAUCUGGUAUUCCAAUUCCUGUGUGCUCUUGUACUGGUGCUCCACAACAGUGUUAUCGAUGGGGGUGUGGUGGUUGGCAGUCAGCUUGUUGCACCACAACUAUAUCUAUGUAUCCAUUGCCAAUGAGUAACAAAAGACGUGGAGCAAGAAUUGCUGGACGAAAAAUGAGCCAGGGUGCUUUCAAGAAGGUUUUGGAGAAACUUGCUUCAGAAGAUUAUAAUUUCACUAACCCAAUUGAUCUGAAGACUUACUGGGCUAAACAUGGCACCAACAAGUUUGUGACAAUAAGAUAGAGUUAUGACAUUGGUACCUUAACUUGAUUUUCACCUAGUCUGAUCUGAUUCUCAUGUACAUAUUCUGCAGUCAUCGGCAGAGGAUCUCUCUGCAUUCAGCGAUACAUCUUUUAAACUAGAUUUUUGUGGUUCUCGAGAACCGUCGUUCAAUUCUUCAGUUUGCGUCAGAGGCUAGCAAUUUUUUUCUGGCCGUAAAGAUUUGGAUUAUGAAUGAUUUAUUUCAUUUGAUUUAAUGUAUGAAUUUUGGGAUAUUUCUUUUCAUCCAUUUUCAUUUAUCGUAUUGGAGACGGAGGUCACUUAAUGAUGAUGGUUGUGGCUCUUUAUGA